CUCUCUACCCCCGCUGCUAAAUCAAAUUCCUCUCUGUGAGUGAGAACUGCAGCGUCAGUCGUGCUGCUCUGUGGUCCCUGCAGAGCCUCCGCGGUCCCUGCAGAGCCUCCGCGACUGCCUCAAAAUGCGAAAAGAGAGCAGGUUAAUUCGGUGGGUCGGAUGGAUUGCGGUUAUAACCGCCUUUUUCCUGGCGGGUUUCAUCAUUGGCUGGUUUGCGAAGCCUACGCAUUCACGCGUUCAAACGGACGGGGCCUCCAGCCGUUACCUGAAAGAGUUCCUCGGCGAGAUGAACCCAGACAAGAUCAGAGAGCAUCUCAGAAAAUUCACCCGACUUCCUCACCUUGCUGGUACAGAACAGAACCUGAUAUAUGCUGAGCAGAUCAAAGAGGAGUGGCUGAGGUUUGGACUGGACUCGGUGGAGAUGGUGCCCUAUGAUGUCCUGUUGUCUUACCCCAACAAAUCACAACCCAACUACAUUUCCAUAGUAGAUCAACUAGGCAAUGAGAUUUUUAACACUUCCCUGGCUGAACCAGUUCCUGAGGGUUAUGAAAAUGUUUCCAACAUUGUACCUCCAUACAGUGCCUUCUCUGCAAAGGGACAACCUGAGGGGGAUUUGGUGUAUGUGAACUAUGGGCGAACUGAAGAUUUUUUCCAAUUGGAGAGGCAGAUGGGUGUUAACGUGACUGGGAAAAUAGUCAUUGUAAGAUACGGAAGGAUCUUCAGAGGAAACAAAGUGAAGAAUGCCGUAUUAGCAGGAGCCACGGGAAUCAUCAUGUAUUCAGACCCAGCAGACUACUGUGCUCCCGAUGUGAAGCCCUACCCUGAAGGUUGGAAUCUGCCGGGGGGAGGAGCUCAGAGAGGAAACGUUCUCAACCUGAAUGGUGCCGGAGACCCUCUCACACCAGGUUACCCUGCCAAAGAGUACACCUACCGACAUGCCAUAGAAGAUGGGGUGGGCCUUCCAAAGAUUCCAGUGCAUCCCAUCGGCUACCAUGAUGCAUUACACCUGCUGAAGAACAUGGGGGGCCAAAUUCCCCCCAACACCUGGAAAGGGAACCUGAAUGUCUCGUACAGGAUUGGGCCAGGGUUCACAGACGGUUUCGAGACUCAGAAGGUGCGCAUGAACAUCCACACACACAACCAGGUGACCAGGAUCUACAAUGUCAUUGGUAGGAUCAGAGGAGCUGAGGAGCCAGACAGGUUUGUGAUUUUGGGAGGGCACCGGGACGCCUGGGUGUUCGGAGGCAUUGACCCGAUGUCUGGCGCUGCUGUAGUCCAUGAAACAGUCCGGAGUGCUGGAAGGCUGCUCAGCAAGGGCUGGAGACCCAGGAGAACCAUAGUAUUUGCCAGCUGGGAUGCAGAGGAAUUUGGGCUGCUUGGAUCAACAGAAUGGGCAGAGGACAAUGCUAAAUUGCUGCAGGAGAGAGCCGUUGCCUACAUCAACGCAGACUCUGCCAUAGAGGGCAUGUACACGUUAAGAGUGGACUGCACUCCAUCUCUUCACACCCUGGUUUACAGCCUCACAAAACAGAUAGCUAGUCCUGAAGACGGAGACGAGGGAGUUUCCUUGUAUGAGAGCUGGCAUAAAAGAGACAACUGGACGGAUGACCGUGACGCUCCAAAGAUCAGCAAGCUGGGCUCAGGCAGCGACUUUGAAGCCUUUUUCAUCCGGCUGGGCAUCGCUGCCGGCAGGGCCAGAUACACCAAGAACAAGAAAAAAGAACGAUACAGCAGUUACCCUGUCUACCACAGUGUGUACGAGACGUAUGAGCUUGUGGAGAAGUUUUAUGACCCCUCUUUCCGGAGGCUUCAAGCGGUGGCACAGGUGAGGGGUGGGCUCAUCUUUUCAUUGGCUGAUUCCCAGCUCCUCCCCCUGGAUGCCAACCAAUACGCACUCUCCCUGAAGAAGUACGCUCACAGCAUUGCAGAAAUGGCAGGGAUACACCCAGAGGAAAUGAAGAUGUAUGGAGUGACAUUUGGUUCGCUAUUUUCUGCGGUAAAUAACUUCACCGUUGCAGCCAAAGGUUUCCAUGAACGACUCCACAUCCUCAACAGAGAAGACCCUCUGCAGGUGCGUAUGGUGAACGAUCAGCUCAUGUACCUAGAGAGAGCAUUCAUCGACCCCUUAGGUUUACCUGACAGACCCUUUUACAGGCAUGUGAUCUUUGCUCCCAGUAGUCACAAUAAAUAUGCUGGUGAGUCCUUUCCAGGGAUCUACGAUUCACUGUUUGAUAUUGAGAAUUCACAAGAUCCUGAAAAAUCCUGGGAGGAAGUAAAGCGUCAGAUCAGCAUUGCAGCAUUUACUGUCCAUGCCGCUGCCAUGACACUUACACCACCUGCCUGACUCACAAACCUGAGACUGGAGUCACUGUGCAUCUGACAGCUGCUUAAAAACACACACUUACUUAAUUUAGCAGAUCAUCCAAUACCCAAGACUUGAUGAUUCACUUGAUAUUAAUACAAUGUACCAGACUGCAAAGCAAAGACAGUCUAAUUUGAGUUGAUGCAAGCCUGUGACAGAGCAAGUCCCAGAUAUUUCUAAAGUAGUCAUAUUCACAUGCACACAUGGUUCACAUAUCUAGAGGAACCCUGUGAAUGCUAUGCUCAGAUUUCAAAUUGUUUAAACAAAAGGGCUCUCCAAGAUCCCCCUAAGGAUGUAUUAUGUUCCCACAGUCAUGACUCAAGGUUGUGGAACAGUGGACAUGGUCAGCUGACCCCC
Molecule: messenger RNA, 2719 nt
Organism: Lampris incognitus (smalleye Pacific opah)
Lineage: Eukaryota; Metazoa; Chordata; Actinopteri; Lampriformes; Lampridae
Gene: naalad2
Product: N-acetylated alpha-linked acidic dipeptidase 2
Exons: 20
Coding region: 125-2344 (739 amino acids)
Molecular function (GO): carboxypeptidase activity
Source: RefSeq, a predicted model, not a curated record